This is a messenger RNA of Mixia osmundae IAM 14324, 3540 nucleotides long. RefSeq lists its product as uncharacterized. The transcript has 4 exons. Gene Ontology annotation, molecular function: protein binding. Bases 135 to 3461 code for a protein of 1108 amino acids. The record is from RefSeq and is a predicted model, not a curated record. Lineage: Eukaryota; Fungi; Basidiomycota; Mixiomycetes; Mixiales; Mixiaceae.
AAGCUUUGGCUUGACGCGUCUCGCUCGACUACGCAGUCGGUCGGGUCCUCACUCACCACAGGCGAGGCAGCGAGAGCGAGGCGCGAUGCGUGCGAGGUAGCAGCGGUGCCGAGUGAUAGCCACGAGAGCUUGAGAUGGCAAGCAACGGCGUCGCCGCGUUCGAGUCGGCCUACGCAGCUCGUCAGGCUCCUCGAGGGUACGCUGCCCCCGUCAAGGUGCAGCACUCGGCCUCCUCGAGCAUGUCCUCGACGGCAGAGACGAUAGACACGCCCAUCGACUAUCAAGCGCUGCAACCCCCUUCAGAGUACGGUCUGACGAUCAAGCAGACUGAUGAGCAGGCCCAGUACCUAGAUGACACGCACAGACAGCUCGACAGCGGCGCGAACACGCCUCAAGCAUAUCCAACUCGGCCCUAUGGCGGCGACAGCGAGCGCACUUUCGCGUACCCUCGCCCACAAGCAUCAGACAACACUCUCCUCAUCGCCGGCAGGGCCCGCAAUCUCAGCUUGAACGAUGGCGAUCAGACUCCCACCAUGGUCGGGUCAGGCCCCGCAGCAUCUCUGCAGGCUCUCCAGCGUCAGGCAAUCGGUCUUAUCAACGAGAGCGAGUCUGAAGCGCCGCCCACAACGGCUUCCGCCCUGCUCGCGCAUGUACUGUCACUGCGCAAGCCUGCUGCUCAGCCGAUGACGCCCCAGAUGGGAAGGUCGCACUCUGCUGGCGUCGCCGUCAACGGCGCUUCCAAAGAGACGGUCAAUGACCUCGCGCCACGGUCGCUCGCCAUGGGUUCAUCUAUGGAACAGGCUUCUCAUUCUCGCAACAUAUCUGCAAUCUCGGGGACAUCGGCUCAGUCGAUUGACGAAGACAAUGAACGCCGAGCGCGGCCUGCUUUACCACGCGACCGCGCCAAACCCGUCACGGGGCUCGAGACAGUCGAUCUUAGUCAUUCGAGAAUAGCAGAGGUGCCGGCAGAAGUCAUCGACGUGCUCGAGGGAACAGUACAGCGACUCGCGCUUGGCUACAACUACCUGACCGCGCUACCGGCUUGCUUUGUCUCGCUCGGCACGAGCUUGCGAUAUCUCAAUGUCAGAGUCAACAUGCUCUCCGUGUUUCCUGCGGUGCUGUGCGAGAUGCCUUCGCUCGAGAUCCUGGACGUGAGCCGCAACAGGAUACGGAAACUGCCGAGCAACUGCGGCUCGCUGAGACACCUCAAAGUGUUUUCAAUCUCAAAGAACAAGAUCAAGCGACUUCCUGCCUACUUUGCAGAGAUGAGCCAAUUGCGCGUGCUCAAAUGCGACCACAACCCGAUCGAAUGGCCGCCUGCAGAGAUCACAGAGAUACCCAAUACUUCGUCGAAUAGCGAUGCCAGCAGACCCACGACGAGUGAAGCCGUCAAGCUGGACGAAGCAGAGACGAUGCAAAAGUGGUUGGCAGCAUUGCAGUCUUGGAUCCGUGAUCAUGCCUUCGAAGCGCGCCCUUUGAGCGCAUCAGGCAUGGCCAAUCCUUACGGCCACAGUCGAAGCGAUUCAAGCCUGUCGGGUCAAAUGCUGCCACCCUCGAGCUAUCAUACGCGCAACACCUCCCCCAGGCGACCGGGUCAUCAGGCCAGUGGAUCUGUUGGCUAUCCAGCACCACCGCACAGCGCCCGAUCUACAGAUAACGCAUCGGCAGAUCACGCUCGGUUCAGUCACGGUCGCAACGCCUCGCAGUCGAUUGCAGACGCACAUGAGCGCGGUAGACCUAGCUUGCAGUCUAAAAAGAGUCUGCCGGAUCUGCGUCAAGAUCACGCGCAAAUCAUUGACGAUCGAAGCAUGGGAAAGCUCAACGGCUCUGCUCACGACUAUGAACGCGAGCGACGCAACGGUCAUCCGCCGGAUCUCGCGUCAAUGCUCCGUGAGGAUCCUCAUGCGCGAGCCGGUGAGCCUUCUACCCAGAGAAAAGUCCGCCACGAUAGAGAUGGCAACGAUCACCUGGCUGGCGAUCGCAGUAGUGGGAUCUACUUCCGCAGACUGUCCAUGCUUCCGCCGUCGAGCAUCUCGAAGGAGGUUUCGCCUGCUUUGCUGGCAGCAAUGGACUCGGUCCGCGGUUUGCUCUUUGCGCUUUCGCAGGUCUAUUCCGCCAUUCGGCAGUUCAUCGUCUUUGCUGCUCAUGACAAGAUGCCGGGCGCAAUGUCGAAGAUCAUGGCCACGGCGGACAGCUCCAUGAGCAGUCUUAUCAAUGCGCUCGAUCGCUUUGACUCUGCUUCUCGGCGAGCUCCACCGGGCGUGCUGCUGCUCAUUGAAGUCUUUCAGGCCUGUCAAGCCAAUGUCACCGCGUUCAGGACACUCGUCAGUGCGCUUGCGGUGCAGUCGAAGGUGCUGACAUCCGCUGCCGAUGUGCGCUACACUCGCACGUUACUGCUGAUGCUUUACGGCGCGACUGGCGAAGUAUCUCAGUCUUGGCAAGCCUUGACGCCCUUUGCAAGGCAGAUUAAUGUCCAAUUGCAGCAGACGGCUCGACCGCCGAACAUACGCAAGGGCUCGACCGGCCAUCACGAAAUCGACGAGCUGGGCGAGCAGGCGACUCGUCCCGCCUUGCGCAACAGGCGCCAUGCUGGCUCCUUCAAUGUCGGUGACGUACGUCAAGGCGGUACACUGCCGAUGUCUUCGGCCAUGCCGCCUGGUACAACCUUGAGCGGACUGCCCAGCUCAGCAAUCGCAGAGGAUCCCGCCGAGGCCGUCAUCGGACAUUCGCGCGGGCAACCUCUGGCAACACCAUCAACUUCGAGUGGUGCUCUCCGCGACAUUUUUUCACAUCUGAAUGACAUGCCGCCAACGCCCGUGACAUCGCAUCCCCCUCAGACCUACUUUCAGUCGCCAAGCUCAUUCGGACCGCCUCCUCGCGGAAUGAGCAGUCGAAGCGGCAGUCAGCAUGAGCUCAAUACGCCCGAGUCAAAGUCUGCGGCUAUGCGAGCACCACAGUCUGGCGGGCCUAUGAGUAUUGACGAGGACUUCUUGAACAUGGUCGAUGCGACGACUGCCAUUGCGCAUACGGUCUGCGAUAUGCUACUGCGCACUCUUGGCGAGGAAGAGUCUCAGCGGCCGCAACGCCGUGUUACUGAGCUGAUGACAAUGUGCAAGAGUGGUCACGAGGCUACGCGACGCCUUCGCGCAAGUCUUGACGUCGUCCGCAAUCCUGACGAUGGCUAUGCCAGCAGCAAAUGGCGGUUCGUCGUAAUCAGUGCUGGCUCGUCAGAAUCGAUCAAGAUUUGGGAGGACUGCAACGUCUUUGUCAAGACGGUCAUCUCGAUUGCAUCACUGGCGCGUACAACAUCGCAAGAGCAGCCGUUCCCUCGUAAUGUUCGCGAGGGGCUCGGUCAGCUAGCCAAGACGACAAGCGAGCUUGCUACGCUGCUGCAUGUGAGCAGCUUCAAGGAGCGGCGGCAAGAGAUGCGCAGUCCUCAUGCAGUCCGACAAGAUUCAUGAAGGCUCGAUGUGCAAGCAAGGCGGUCUACAUCGGAUCUAGUUGUACAAUCGAGAACAAGUGCAAAUUAUUGUCGCCUGC